AUGAAUCUACUCGCCCUUGUUAUCCUGUUAUGCGCCGCAACAGCGUCUACACUAGUCACAGGCUCUCCAGUUGACGCAAGUCCACGUAUGUGUAUGAUCUAUUGUCAAUACGGUUUUCAACGUGACUCCAAUGGGCAUUCAAUGUGUGUAUGCAAGAAAAGUCCAUGCGACAAGGAAGAAGUUCCACUCGAAGGCUACUUUUGUGGACGUAGUCCCAAUCGUCGUGAAUGCCCAUCAACACAUCAAUGUACUAUUGCACCGAAUGAUGCGUAUGCUGUAUGUUGUCCUCGUGUUGCACAACCACUCGAAUCUAAUCAAAACAAAUCGGGCCUUUGUCCACCGUCAACAGGCAUGAAUCGUAUUUGUUUUGCUCUAUGUGGUGAUGAUAAUGAGUGUGACGGUGAACUGAAAUGUUGUGGUGGAUGCCGUCGUCAGUGCGCAAAGCCUAUCUUUGUAGAAUGA
Messenger RNA from Rotaria socialis, 462 nucleotides. Lineage: Eukaryota; Metazoa; Rotifera; Eurotatoria; Philodinida; Philodinidae. The record is from the annotation of a GenBank genome assembly.